Panicum virgatum (switchgrass) is the source of this 3415-nucleotide messenger RNA. Its product is annotated as probable endo-1,3(4)-beta-glucanase ARB_01444. The transcript has 2 exons. The coding region runs from base 753 to 3020 and encodes 755 amino acids. NCBI's taxonomy places the organism in Eukaryota, Viridiplantae, Streptophyta, Magnoliopsida, Poales, Poaceae. Gene Ontology annotation, molecular function: endo-1,3(4)-beta-glucanase activity. The record is from RefSeq and is a predicted model, not a curated record.
AUCCCUGACGUGCGUCGAAGCCGACGAUCCCCCGACACACGCACGCCUGCCGGCCAACUCCUCUGCGCACCUGCCAGGACAAUCAAUCGCCCUGCCCCCAGCUCGAUCGCAGCCACCCCAUCAUCGACGACGUUCACCUAUCUGCUUCCACCAGCCCCGGCCGGCCAGACGGACGGCGUCCCUGAUCUACCUCACGGGGCCGACCGGACGACGACGACACGCUCUCCACGCGCGGCCACUGCACCACCGGCGGCGAUCCGAUCAUCCCGACCCCGGCCAACGCACGGAGGUACGCGCGGUUUCGUGCUCCAUGCCGCGUUAAUUCCUCCGUGUCCACGCAUCCGCAGUGAUCUGGCUGAGACUGAAGCCCCUCCCGUUCCUCGUGGCUCUCAUGCUUAGCACCCAAGCAGUAGCACUCGCUCACUGUGAUUAGCCAUCUCUGUCCAUCCAUCAACCGAUCCUUCACAAGAUUUUUUAGUGUUUGUUUAUUCUUGCACGCCGGAACUACACGAUCUCCACGACGUGUCGCCUCACAUCCGUCCGGUGGGUGGAUAUUGUGAGAUAAACUCUUUGGCCCAGUCAAAGCGUAGCACAAACAAGAUCCAAAAAUACCAGCAAAACCGGCAGAAAACCAGACAAAACCAAAGGAAAAAUAUAGCAAAAACAUCAGGAAGAAGAAGAAUAGCCAGAUCAAGCCCAGCCCGCCCAAUCCAGCAGCGCUAUAUAACCAGCAGCAGCCCGAGGCGAGCGAGAUGCGGAAGUGGACGAAGAAGCUGGGCCAUUCCCUCUCCCGCCUCCUCACCUCCAGGCCCCCCUUCGCCUUCUCCCGGCCCAGGCCCAACCCUCCCGCUGCUCCUCCUCUUCCCCCUCCCCCUCCGCCUCCGCCCGUCUCCUCGAUCCAGCCGCAGCCGCCGGGGUUCCUCCCCUCCCCCUCCCCAACCAUGCCGCACCACGGCAGCCACCGCCCGCCGCCGCCCGCCCCGGGGGGCCACGUGUUCCCGCGCGCCGCCUCCACGGUCCUCCCCGACCCGUCCCGCUUCUUCGCGCCGGAGCUCCUCGCCGCGCCGCUCCCCACCAACUCCUUCUUCCAGAACUUCGUCCUCAAGAACGGGGACCAGCCGGAGUACCUCCACCCCUACUCCGUGCGCUCCCCAGGCGGGGCGGCGCUCGACGUCUGCUACCCGUCGCGGAACCACUCGCCGUCCUUCAUCAUCCAGACCUUCGUCGCCGACCUCACCAUCUCCGACGCCGCGGGGAGCGGCGAGCGCCACCGCGUCGCGGCCUUCGACGACCUCUCCGUCACGCUCGACGUCUCCCCGACGCUCCGCGCGCACCUCGCCCGCGGGUGCCCCUACGUCACCGUCGUCACCACGGCGGGGCCCGUCGACGUCUCCGUCGCGUCCGUCCACGCCUUCGUCGACGUCGCCGCCUGCGACGGCGCCGGCACCAAGUGGCGCCUCGGGAUGAACAGCGGCCAGACGUUCCUCCUCUACGCGUCGGCGCCGAUCCGCCUCGCGCAGGCCGGCACCACGCAGCUCUCGGCGCCCGGGUUCGCCGGCGCCAUCCGGGUCGCCUACCUCCCCGACGCGUCCAUGGAGCCCGUCCUCGACCGCUACAGCGGCUGCUUCCCGACGGCGGGGGAAGCCGCGCUGAGCCGGCCGUUCUGCGUCGACUACUCGUGGCGCAAGGCGGGGCACGGGGAGCUGCUGAUGCUCGCGCACCCGCUCCACCUGCGGCUGCUCUCCGACGACUGCGGCGCCCGCGUGCUCGGCGACUUCCGGUACCGGAGCAUCGACGGCGACCUGGUGGGCGUGGUCGGCGACUCGUGGGCGCUGCGCGCCGACCCGGUGUCGCCGACGUGGCACUCGACGCGCGGCGUGAGCGAGGACGGCGUGGCCGAGGUGGCCGCCGCGCUCCGCGCCGACGUGGCCGGCCUCGCGUCCACCCCGAUCACCACCACGUCGUCCUACUUCUACGGCAAGGCGGUGGCGCGCGCGGCGCGGCUGGCGCUGAUCGCGGAGGAGGUCGGGUGCCCCGAGCAGAUCCCGGCGGUGCAGAGCUUCCUGCGGGCGGCGGUGACGCCGUGGCUGGACGGCAGCUUCCAGGGGAACGGCUUCUUCUACGACGCCAAGUGGGGCGGGCUGGUGACGCUGCAGGGGCUCCGGGACUCGACCGCCGACUUUGGGUUCGGCAUCUACAACGACCACCACUACCACCUGGGCUACUUCCUGUACGCCGUGGCGGUGCUGGCCAAGCUGGACCCCUGCUGGGGACGCAAGCACAUGCCCCAGGCCUACGCCAUGGUGGCCGACUUCAUGACGCUGUCGCGGAACCGGGCCGGCGGCAGCUUCACCCGGCUCCGGAUGUUCGACCUGUGGAAGCUGCACUCGUGGGCGGGCGGGCUGACGGAGUUCGCGGACGGGCGCAACCAGGAGAGCACCAGCGAGGCCGUGAACGCCUACUACUCGGCGGCGCUGGUGGGGCUGAGCUACGGGGACGCGCACCUGGUGUCGCUCGGCGCGACGCUGGCGGCGCUGGAGGCGCUGGCGGCGCAGGCGUGGUGGCACGUGCGCGCCGGCGAGGGGGUCUACGAGGAGGACUUCGCCGCGGCGAACCGCGUGGUGGGGGUGCUGUGGGCGAACAAGCGCGACAGCGGGCUGUGGUUCGCGCCUCCCGAGUGGAAGGAGUGCCGGCUGGGGAUCCAGCUGCUGCCCCUGCUGCCCAUCAGCGAGGCCCUGUUCCCGGACGUGGCGUUCGCCCGGGACCUGGUGGCGUGGACGGAGCCGGCGCUGGCGCGGGACGGCGUGGGCGAGGGGUGGAAGGGCUUCGUGUACGCGCUCCAGGGGAUCUACGACCGGGAGGCCGCGCUGGCCAAGACGCGGGCCCUCACGGGCCACGACGACGGCAACUCGCUCACCAACCUGCUCUGGUGGCUCCACAGCCGCGGCAGCGUCGUCGGGGACGGCGACGGCGGCGCCGGGUUCGGACGAUGCUGCUGGUACCGCCAAUACUGCCACUGACAUCUGACGUUGGCUGAGGGCCAGCGGGUGACCGCCGUUGCCGCCCUGCAUGCCCGUUGUGGAGCAGAGAGAGACUUCACUCUAUUCGCUGUUUGGUUCCUCCAGCCAGUCAAUAGUAUUUUCCUCUCAUAUAGCUCCAGUACUAGCCUCCAGCCAUCAGCCAUCAGCCAUCAGCCAGUCAACAGUAUUUUUCUCUCACACCACUCCAACACCAGUACAACGAAUAGAGUGACUAGAAGAGAGUGUUGAGUGGAUACGUUGAAAAGUCUUGUAAUAGUGUGUCUACGAGCGCAUCACGAUGCUACUCACUUUUACAUUUGAAAUAAAAGUCGUGUAAUAAUUGUUGGCAAUGCAUGCUAUGCAUAGGAAAGGAUGAUGGGUCGUGAACUUUGAAA